GCACAAAUUCUACGAAUCCCAUCUCCCUCGUUCCAUUCCCACUGCUUCUUCCGUUUCUGGGUCUCAGGUGGUAGCAGGUCCUCUAUUCUCUCUCACUUUUGCUUAAGAAGUGGGAGACCGAGGAGGUUUCCUAGAGAAGAAAGAAGGAAGAUCUUUUCCAAAGUAUGGCGGAGACAGAGGACAUUCAGCCCCUUGUUGUGGAUAAUGGGACUGGAAUGGUUAAGGCUGGUUUUGCUGGAGACGAUGCACCAAGGGCUGUUUUCCCCAGCAUUGUAGGUCGGCCAAGGCAUACUGGUGUCAUGGUAGGAAUGGGGCAGAAGGAUGCUUAUGUGGGGGAUGAGGCGCAAUCUAAAAGGGGUAUCCUUACACUGAAAUAUCCUAUAGAACAUGGAAUUGUUAGCAAUUGGGAUGAUAUGGAAAAAAUUUGGCAUCACACUUUCUACAACGAGCUCCGUGUGGCUCCGGAAGAACAUCCCGUGCUCCUCACUGAAGCACCCCUCAAUCCUAAGGCAAAUAGGGAGAAGAUGACCCAGAUCAUGUUUGAGACUUUCAAUGUGCCAGCCAUGUACGUUGCCAUUCAAGCUGUCCUCUCCCUUUAUGCCAGUGGUCGAACUACAGGUAUCGUGCUGGAUUCUGGUGAUGGAGUCAGUCACACAGUUCCUAUUUAUGAAGGUUAUGCACUCCCCCAUGCCAUCCUUCGGCUUGACCUUGCUGGAAGGGACUUAACCGAUGCUUUGAUGAAGAUUUUGACGGAGAGAGGUUACUCAUUCACCACAACAGCUGAGCGUGAAAUUGUCCGCGACAUAAAGGAGAAGCUUGCCUAUGUGGCUCUUGAUUAUGAGCAGGAGGUUGAAGCUGCUAAGAGUAGUUCAUCAAUUGAGAAAAGCUAUGAGUUACCUGAUGGCCAGGUAAUAACAAUUGGAGCAGAGCGUUUCCGAUGUGCCGAGGUUCUAUUUCAACCAUCGCUCGUAGGGAUGGAAGCACCUGGAAUACACGAGACCACAUAUAAUUCGAUCAUGAAGUGCGAUGUGGAUAUAAGGAAAGACUUAUAUGGGAACAUUGUGCUUAGUGGUGGCUCCACCAUGUUUCCUGGCAUUGCAGAUCGUAUGAGCAAGGAGAUUACUGCUCUAGCACCCAGCAGCAUGAAAAUCAAGGUGGUGGCUCCUCCAGAGAGGAAGUACAGUGUUUGGAUUGGAGGUUCAAUAUUAGCUUCCCUCAGCACAUUCCAACAGAUGUGGAUAUCAAAGGCCGAGUAUGAUGAAUCCGGGCCGUCGAUCGUUCACCGGAAGUGCUUUUAGAUAUGUCUUUGCGAUUCUCCGACGUGCAGGUUUUGAUUGUGUCUUGUGACAAUGGAUUUGCAGAUGAUUGGGUAAUAUGGUGUUUGGGUGGGCUUGUCUUUCCCUUUCUGUAGUCUUGUUUAUCUUGAGCUUUGAUAAAACCGUACGCAUAACACGAGCUUAUUAUACAUAUUUAGAUCUGCUUGAAUGAUGUAUCAGACUAUCGAGGAUGAUUGCAAUGGCAAUUUCCUGGCUGCAUCUAGAA
Messenger RNA from Rhodamnia argentea, 1542 nucleotides. RefSeq names its product actin-7-like. The coding region runs from base 165 to 1298 and encodes 377 amino acids. The transcript is spliced from 6 exons. NCBI's taxonomy places the organism in Eukaryota, Viridiplantae, Streptophyta, Magnoliopsida, Myrtales, Myrtaceae. The record is from RefSeq and is a predicted model, not a curated record.